Molecule: messenger RNA, 180 nt
Organism: Penicillium oxalicum
Lineage: Eukaryota; Fungi; Ascomycota; Eurotiomycetes; Eurotiales; Aspergillaceae
Exons: 1
Coding region: 1-180 (59 amino acids)
Source: RefSeq, a predicted model, not a curated record
AUGAACCAGGGAUGGCCACAAGACGGGGAGGAAAAUCCAAGCGGCAGGAAAAUCAACAAAUUGAAGAUGUGCCUGUGGUCCAGACCUCCCUCCAUGAGCGCGAUGGCCAUCGCGGACAACAAAGAAAACAACCACAGUGAUAUUCAGGGAUCUGCUGAGUUGUAUGGCUCAACACAAUAG